Messenger RNA from Ustilaginoidea virens, 2238 nucleotides. RefSeq lists its product as uncharacterized. The record is from RefSeq and is a predicted model, not a curated record. Bases 1 to 2238 code for a protein of 745 amino acids. NCBI's taxonomy places the organism in Eukaryota, Fungi, Ascomycota, Sordariomycetes, Hypocreales, Clavicipitaceae. The transcript is spliced from 2 exons.
AUGUCGAGCUCGGCGGGCAAAUGGCGCGAGGAGCAAAUCCUCGUCAUCUGCCCCGGCAGCAGAACCACGAUGGCGCAGCUGGGCUGCGCCGAGUUGACACCCCCGACUCGCCGACUGCCCACGAGAAUGUUCAGGGACGGGCGCGGAUGGCGACCGUACCACACGUUCAAGCGAACAAAGGUGGUCGGCGGAGUGCGAACCGAGGAAUGGGUUGAAGACGUCGACCAAGACCGAGGCGCUGUCUGGCCAAUCCAAGGCGGCCGAAUCGUCCAGAUGGAUGCCUUUUUGGCCUUUCUCGAACACGUCCACGGCUUGCUCACGACGACGUACCACAACACGCCCAUCAUGCUCAUGGCCUCGCCGCAGUGGACGCGGCCCGACUGCGAGGCCAUUGCGCAGUACGUCUUUGAGAAGACGCGCACGCCUGCGCUGUGCAUGAUCCACAGCGGCAUCGCGACCCAGUACGGCCUCAAGUGGCCCAGCAUGACCGUCGUCGACAUUGGCUACGAAAAGGUGGACGUGACGGCCAUCCACGACGGCCGAGUCGUCAACCAGGGCGACGUGCGGUCCGCCGGCCCCGGGAGCCGGAUCAGCGGCGGCGAGGUCUUCACCCAGCGCCUCGUGAAGCUCCUGAAGGGCAGGCACUUUACCCACGACAUGGCGGAGCAGCUGAAGAGGAGCAACAUAUGCGAGGUUCUGCCGUACGCGGCUGGCGAGAAGGGGCUCGUCGAGCUGCCCCAGGAUAACCUCGUCUCUACCGCCGCCGCCUCUGCCGCCUCUGCCGUCUCCGCCUCUGCCGCUGCCUCUGCUGCCGCUGCCUCCGCCUCCGCCGCCGCGGCGGAUGCCCGAAAGCCCCCCGAGCUCGCCAAGCCCGCGGAAGCCGCUGCCGCCGAGGAGAAUGGCGAGAAUGGAGAGAAUGGCGAGAAUGGCGAGGCGAAUCCCGGCGCCGAGGAGGAUGGAGUCUUGGACGUCGCGGCCAUUGUCACCAGCGGCCAGACCAAGGAAUUCCUGGCCAAGAAGGAAAAGGAGAAGGGGAAGCCCGGGCGAAAACCCAAGGCGCAGCAGGAUGCCGACGCCGGGCCAGCCAAGCCAGCCCGGCUUCCAAAUUCCAAAAGGAAGCUCAACACGUUUUUCUACGAGCAAGUCAUCCAGGAGCUGGUGCCGCCCGAGGCCAAGCAAAACGGCGCUGCCGAGCCCUCGGCCGAGACGCAGCCGCCUAGCUUGCAACAACAACAACAACAACAACAACAACUAGUGCAGCCGGCAAAGGAGGUGGGCGAGAGUGGCGCAGCCGCGAUUCCAUCCGCCGCCGCCGCCGCUCCAGCCGUUGGAGUUGCAUCCGACGAGCCGCAAGAGACACCCGAGAGGACCAUGGACGAUGCCGCGUCCUCUGCUGCCCAUCUCUCUGCGCCGCCACCCGCAGCAGCAGCAUCAUCAGCAGCAUCGGCAGCAGCAGCGAAAGAAGCACCCUCCGACGAGGCACCCAAGCCGGAGCCCGCCAUUCCCGCCGUCCCCGCCGUCCCCGACACCCCCGAGUACCGACCGAAGCGCGUCCGUCGCGACAUUGAAGUCGGCCUCGAGCGUUUCACCUUUGCCGACCGGUCCGAAAUCGACCGCAUCGUCACGGCCAUCUACCGCACCAUCCAGGGCAUCGACGACAUGUACAUGCGCCCGCCGUGCUGGGACAACCUCGUCUUUGUCGGCAACGGCGCCCGCCUGCGCGGCCUGCGGGAGAACAUCCUGCAGACGCUGCACGCGCGGCACCUCGUGUCGCCCUCGACCGCCACCAUGUUCACGUCGGAGCUGCCCUCCAACGUGGCCACCCCGACCGGCACGGGGUCGCAGACGCCCACCGGCUCCUUCACGGGGGUGCCUCACCAGCUGCCCGCCAGCGGCGUCAACCCGCUCCUGCAGGCCGCCACCACGGCCAGCACCCUCGGCGUGGGGGCCGCCUCCGCCUCCGCCUCCGCCGCCGCCGCCGCCGUCGCCACGCCGCAGCCCGGCUCGGACGCCGCCGGCCCCGCGGCCCACCACUUCCACAGCCAGACGCCCACGAGCAUCAAGCUGGCCGCCCUGCCGACCUACCUGAGCGAGUGGACCAAGAACGGCUUCGAGGAGGCCAUGUUCCUGGGCGCCCAGGUCGCCGCCCGGAUCGCCUUUAGCCUGCAUUCCAACAUGGACGCGCAGAGCGUCGAGGCCCAGCGCCUCAUGAGCCUCAGCAGAGUAGACUACAAGUAA